AUGGACAAGCCUUCGAGGACUCGCAUUCUUGAGCGUGAGGUCCAGCGUGGGACAUGGAUACCUCUUGCCGAGGCGCGAGCAUUGGCGGACAAGAACAACGUUCUCGAGAAGCUACGUCCGCUGUUCGACUUCAUGACGGGCGAUGCCAGCCCUCCCCCGGCACCUAAACACACCACAGCGGCAUCCAAACCACGCGCGCAGAAGGGGGCUGCGACUGGACGUCGAGCUCCAGCAGGGUCGACUCGUGGUUCGUUUACGACCGUCAACCAGCGCAUGGCACCUGUGCAGCCCGCACCAGCUACUACCACUUCAAUCGGAGGCAGCUACAGCCAUGAGCAAUACAACGUCAAUCAGUCUUUCAACGAGAACUCGUCCGUAAUGCAAGGAAGCCCUGAGACCUCCUCCAUCAUGGCAGACGAUGACCUAGCUCAGAUGUCCCCCGAGUCAACCCAAUCUCGCAAACGCAAGCGGGGGGCCAACGAUGUCUCCAUGAGCAUCAUAGAGCAGAACCACAUACUAUACGGUGACCAAUUGCUGGACUACUUCAUGACCGUUGGCGAUGAUCCGAGUGCCUCCCGCGUGCUCCCCCCGAUGCCGCCCGCACACUUCCAGGUCGACCGGCCGAUCGAUGACCAGGGCAAUACCGCACUGCAUUGGGCCUGCGCUAUGGGCGACAUCGACAUAGUCAAGGAUCUCAUUAGCCGAGGCGCAGAUGUGCGUGUACGGUCGAACCACGACGAAACGCCACUUGUUAGAGCAGUCUUGUUCACCAAUAACUACGAGAAGCGUACAAUGGCAGAGUUGGCCGACCUGCUGCACAGCACACUCACGUUCCGCGACUGGUUUGGUGCAACGGUCUUUAACCAUCUUGCUGCAACGACACGGAGUAAAGGGAAAUGGAAGAGUUCUCGGUACUACUGCCAGACGCUCAUCGAUAAGCUGUCCCAAAUCUUUCCUAAACAUGAAAUCUCGCUACUUCUUUCCUCACAGGAUGCGAAUGGGGACACGGCGGCCCUCACAGCAGCGAAGAAUGGGUGCUACAGGCUCGCCACUACGCUGUUGGCACACUGUCCGGAAGCAGGUGAUUUGCAGAACAGACACCAUGAGACUGCCAAUGAGGUGUUGAUGGCACUGUACAAGCGGCGCAAGGAGAACCCCCCUCCUCCGUCGUCCGUAACGUACGCCCAAGACAUCGAUGGCGAGGGCGAGGAUGCCGUUACCACGCCUACGGCAGGCACCUAUACCGGAUCCGCAGUUGCUACAGAGGCAACCAACGCACUUCUAGUCCGAAUUGGUUCUAUAAUGGCCGAAGCCAACAGACGUCUUGCCCGCGCGUACGGAGAGGCUAAAACCCCACCGCAGAGCAGUGGUGGAGAGGACAUGACCAACCCCAAGGGCCUGUAUGAACAAUUGGAGUCUGACAGAGCGAGUAUCCGCGCCCAAACGGAAGGGUUGCUAGCCAAGGAAGCAGAAGGUGAAGAUCUCGAUGCCUUGCUCGCACGCUUCAACGAGAUAAAAUCCAAGUACGAGUCGUUACUAAACCAGACUCAUGACCUGGAACUUACAUCCUUAUACGAGGCGAAUGGCGUUAGCGACGAGGCAGCCGACUCGGAUCCGAAUCGUGGACUAGCACCGGAAGAAAUGGUAGAGCUAUACACGCUCGCAGACGAACUGGCUCAAGCACAGGCUGACCGUGCCAAAGCCGUAGCCCAACUGAUCCGACAACGAGCGGACGCAGGCGUCAGCACCAAACUGGAUGUGCAUAGAAAAUUAGUCUCAUUAGCCACCGGUCUGGCAGAGGACGAGCUAGAUCCGAUGAGCAGCGAACUGGCAGACGCACUAGAGUUUGACCGCGCUAAUGAGAAGAGAUCCGGACCCGGACCCAUGCCCAGUACUGCCCGACAGCUCAUGGCCGGUAGGGAAACAGAACCAGAAACACCUGGGACCGGCAGUCGGAGUGUCAGCCGUAAUGGCAGUGGUAAUGGUAGUGGCAAUGGCAACGAUAGCGGGAAUCCAAACGGGCUGGAAUCGACCGCGGGUAUCGACAUGGACCAUACCGCCGAAGCUGCCUCUGCGGCUGCCUGA
This is a messenger RNA of Microsporum canis CBS 113480, 2085 nucleotides long. RefSeq names its product Swi4. NCBI's taxonomy places the organism in Eukaryota, Fungi, Ascomycota, Eurotiomycetes, Onygenales, Arthrodermataceae. The record is from RefSeq and is a predicted model, not a curated record. The coding region runs from base 1 to 2085 and encodes 694 amino acids. The transcript is spliced from 2 exons. Gene Ontology annotation, molecular function: transcription regulator activity; protein binding; DNA binding. Gene Ontology annotation, cellular component: MBF transcription complex; SBF transcription complex.